CGUAUUUCUUUUUUAGAUUUUCUGAUUAUUAUUCUGUUAUUCCCUUGAGGAGUGUCUGUCUGUGUCUGCAUGUCAUCCCGCCCACGGCCAAGUCAGCCAGUUGUCCCUCCCUUAUCCGGACGAGGUCGGAGUUUAUCAGCCUGUGAAUCAUUCAACUAUUCCUAUUCUACUACUAUUCUUCCCUCAUUCGAAUCCCUCUUCUACUACUUACUACUCACAUACUGUACUUACUUGGUAGCUGACUUGACUGACUGGCUAUCCCACUGUUGUCUAUUAUUUGUUUCGGUGCUUUAGUUUUUUUUAUUUUUAUUAUUAUUAUUUUCCACCUUCUUGGUAUAUGUCCUCGAAAUAGUGUGUGUGGGUGUGGAUUAUAUUUCUCCAUUUUCUGCAAUCUACCCCCCUCCAUCAGUCGUCCUCAUUAUUGUUAUUAUCCUGCCCACUUUC
Molecule: messenger RNA, 444 nt
Organism: Aspergillus costaricaensis CBS 115574
Lineage: Eukaryota; Fungi; Ascomycota; Eurotiomycetes; Eurotiales; Aspergillaceae
Exons: 1
Coding region: 70-294 (74 amino acids)
Source: RefSeq, a predicted model, not a curated record